UUUCUUGCCGUUAUAUUCGAUUUCGUUUGAAUUAUUCUUGUGGAAACGGCUCUUACAUUACACAUUAUGAGUUAUAUCUUAAAAGCGAUGGAUAUUACACUUCUAAAUGGUGAAAAAAAUAUUAAUGUUAUUGCCAAAUGAAACAAAACGGAUCACAGAGAAAAUAACUAUAUAAAAUCAAACAAGUAUUAAAAGGGGAAUAACAAACCCAGGGAAGACCUCCACGUCAGAUGAUUAAAUCGACCAAUGGGAUUGGUUUUGUUUCCACGUCAGACUUGCUUUCAUUUCCGAUUGGGCUUUUGUGUUUUGUAGGUCUGUUUCGAAAUUUUUUAGGCCCAGUAAACCUAAUUAUCAAACAAUCGCCUCUUUCCUGUCACAACCGCGAUCUUCUCAUUUUCCCUUUGUGCAAUCCCUAAUCACCUGAAACCUUUGCUCUUCUUUUCUCUGUCGAUCAUCAAACCUUUCCUAUUCUUUCUUUCCGUUCCGUUUCGCGAUCUGAACGACGACCAUUCAAGACAGCCUUCACUUCUUUUCUCUCAUUAAUGGACUCUCUUAUGUUUUGUCCCUCUGUUUUUUCAUAUAAAACACAAAAUCAAGGUUUCAUUUCGAUCCAACUUCGUUCUAAAUUCUCUCUACCACACUGCAAUGAGUUCCAACGGAAAGUCCAUGGUAUCUGGUACCUCCAAGUCGGAGAAACCAAAGGGCGCUGCCGCUAACUCCUUUCCGGACACGACCAAGCCCAUCGCUGCAACCUCUUUCUCUUCAGACCUCUCCAUCGGCGCUCCCCUCUCGAAGAAAGACAAAGUCGAUUCGUCGGACUCCUCUUCCAGACUGACGAAAUCCAGCUCCAACACCGGUGUCUCGAUCGGCCAUCCUAAUCCGAAGACAUCUACUGGCAUGAGAGGCAAAGGCGCUGUCUCAUCUGUCAACAAAGGGAAAGCCAUCGUCACCGCCAACGGUGGAGAAGUGAUCACUUUCAGACAUGCGAAAUUCGGUCCGCAUGAACGCGAAGUGAGGUUCCGGUUGAUCCACUAUUGGGAAGCUCGAAAUAUCAAGACAAAGGUGCUGAUCGGUGUCGAAAUGCUGCUCAUUGAUGAAGAGGAAACUGUCAUCCAGGGCUUCAUCCCAGCUGGGAAGGUAGAUACUUAUCUGCCACACAUGAAGGCUGGUGGCCUUUACAGGCUCCACAACUUCUUCGGGUCCUACAACAAGGAACUCUAUCGAGUGGCCGAUCCAGACUUCACAAUCACCUUCACAACGACUUCUGUCCUCACUGACCUGGAUGACAGUUCGGUUUGUAUCCCUGAGGACCAUUUCCGAUUCCACGGAUAUGCAGAGUUCGAGGCUGCCUGCGACCUGAAAGGGGAUCUUUAUGAUUGUAUUGGGCAUAUCAAACUUGUGAAUGGCCAGGUUCUCGGCGACAGUCUCCUGAUAGAUGUCACCGAGAUAGCUUCUACCUGCCGAGUUCAGCUUCAUGUUCAAACACAUGAUGGUCCGGUGAUGAAGCUGUACCUGUGGGACGAGGCUGCCCUACGCUUUGGUGAGAAAUUUAAAGCAUCUGGAGGAGCUGCAAGAGUGGUUUUAGUGACCACUUUAAACCCGAAACGAUUUGGUUUUGGAGGUGGUGCCCUAGGUCUCUCUCCUAUGACGUCAUCCCGUGUAUUCCUUGACAACGAUAUUCAGGAAACCCGUGAUUAUCUCUCUUGGUUGAACUCAAACUUAGCUGUUGCUAACCGAGUAGAUGCAGCCGUUGUUACCAAGCCUGAGUCAGUGACCAUAGGCGAGCUAUUCUCUUAUAUGAAGCAUGCCGAUGCAAAGGUUGCUUGGUUUGAGUGCAUAGCAACCAUUGGUGAUAUUGUGCAUGGUUCAGCAUGGUAUUACAUAGGGUGUGGUGGAUGCCACACUAAGGCCAUCAAAGGUGCUACCACACUAAUGUGUAAAAAAUGUGGGAAAAGUGAUAUUGUUGGUGUUGCACAGUACCUAGCGAAGAUAUCUGUGUAUGACAAUGCCGACCAGGCUAUCUUUGUGCUCCUUGGCGCUGCUGGGCAAGAGUUGACUGGAAAGAAAGCUUCUGAGUUGGUUGAGAGUUAUUUCGAGGCCAAUGAGAAUGUAGGUUCUAAUGACUUGGUUCCGGUUCCUCAAGCUCUAAUUGGUACCAUAGGACAGUCUCGCAAGUUCAUUGUGAAGAUAUCAGAGCACAACUUGACUGGCAAGACACAAACCUUGACUGUGACAAAGGUGCUUCCUAUAGAAGAUCCAGAGGAUGAAAGUGAUUUAGCAGAAGCUGUGGCUCUACCAGAUGCCAAUGAAUUGUUGCAGAAGGGAGUUUCUGAGAGUGGUCCAUCCGCAGGGUAUGGAGAGCCUGGCGGUGAGGGGGUGAAAAGGUCUGGUGAUGAAGUUGAUGCGGAAGAGCACAAGAGGGCCAAAUGUGGCUAAGAUAUGUGGUUCUGUGGUUACCAAAACUCUAUGUUCUGUUUUUUUUUUUCAUUUUCAGACAUCAUCUUUGCAACAUUUAACUGCUUUCUUUUAAUCUCUGG
Messenger RNA from Raphanus sativus (radish), 2537 nucleotides. RefSeq lists its product as uncharacterized. Gene Ontology annotation, cellular component: nucleus. Gene Ontology annotation, biological process: DNA recombination; DNA repair; DNA replication. NCBI's taxonomy places the organism in Eukaryota, Viridiplantae, Streptophyta, Magnoliopsida, Brassicales, Brassicaceae. The record is from RefSeq and is a predicted model, not a curated record. Bases 646 to 2436 code for a protein of 596 amino acids. The transcript is spliced from 10 exons. Gene Ontology annotation, molecular function: DNA binding.